GUGUGGAGUUCAUCUCCUGCAGACGAACACGGGUUUCUCUUGCAGUAUAGGUAUCACCGGAAUGCUAUGAUCAUCAGUUUACACCUCUGUCUUUGGGAACUUCCCGGGGAAAAUUACCAGGUGGCCCUUCUCCGGGUGGCGGUGCCCCCUGGCACCUUCGGAAUGUCCUCAGUGACUCAGUGGAGAGUUCAGACGAUGAAUUCUUUGAUGCUAGAGAGGAGGUGGCUGAAGGGAAGAACGCCAUUCUUAUUGGAAUGAGCCAGUGGAGCUCCAAUGACCUGGUGGAGCAGAUUGAGACUAUGGGAAAACUGGAUGAGCAUCAAGGAGACGGGGCCACAGCAUGCACGUCCAGCGUCUUGCAGGAGAAGCAGCGAGAACUGUACCGAGUGUCCCUUAGAAGGCAGCGGUUCCCAGCCCAAGGAAGCAUCGAGAUCCAUGAAGAUGGCGAGGAAGGCUGCUCACAGCGCUCCUGCAAGACGCAUGUCCUCCUGCUGGUGCUGCAUGGGGGCAACGUCCUGGACACUGGCUCUGGUGACCCUUCCUGCAAGGCGGCCGACAUUCACACCUUCAGCUCAGUGCUGGAGAAGGUCAUGCGCGCCCACUUCCCUGCUGCCCUGGGCCACAUCCUCAUCAAAUUCGUCCCUUGUCCUGCCAUCUGCUCGGAGGCUUUCUCGCUCGUCUCUAACCUGAACCCCUAUAGCCACGACGAGGGCUGCCUCAGCACCAGCCAGGACCACGUUCCCCUGGCUGCCCUACCCCUGCUGGCCAUCUCCUCCCCACAGUACCAGGAUGCUGUUGCCACUGUCAUUGAGCGAGCCAACCACAUCUACGGCGAGUUUCUCAAGUCCUCUGAUGGGACUGGCUUCAGUGGGCAGGUGUGUCUCAUCGGGGACUGUGUGGGCGGCCUCCUGGCUUUCGAUGCCAUCUGCUACAGUGCGGGGCCCUCAGGGGACAGCCCUGGAAGCAGCAGUCGGAAGGGGAGCAUCAGCAGUACCCAGGACUCCCCUCUGGUGGUGGAGGAGGACUGCAAUCUGGCCAGCAGCAAGCGGCUCAGCAGGAGCAACAUUGAUGUCUCUAGUGGAGUGGAGGAUGAGGACCCCAAGAGGCCACCGGCACGGAAACAGAGUGACUCCUCCACUUACGACUGCGAGGCCAUCACCCAGCAUCACGCCUUCCUCUCAAGCAUCCACUCCAGUGUGCUGAAGGACGAGGCUGAGGCUCCUGCAGCUCGCACACCCCAGCUCUCUGAGGUCAGCCUGGGUCGCUUUGACUUUGACGUGUCUGACUUCUUCCUCUUCGGCUCACCCCUGGGCCUGGUCCUGGCCAUGCGGAGGACAGUGCUGCCUGGGAUAGAUGGGUUCCAGAUGCGUCCUGCCUGUAGCCAGGUCUACAGCUUCUUCCACUGUGCAGAUCCCUCUGCCUCACGGCUCGAGCCACUGUUGGAGCCCAAGUUCCACCUGGUGCCUCCUGUCAGCGUGCCUCGAUACCAGAGGUUUCCCCUGGGCGACGGACAGUCUCUCCUGCUUGCUGAUGCCCUGCACACCCACAGCCCCCUCUUCCUGGAGGGCAGCUCCAGGGGGAGCCCCCCGCUUCUGGACGCCCCUGCUUCGCCCCUUCAUGCCCCAAGAUUCCAACGCCCAGGACGGAGACUAAGCGAAGGCAGCUCCCAUAGCGACAGUUCAGAGUCCUCGGACAGCCUGGCACCUAUGGGUGCCUCCCGCAUCACAGCCAAAUGGUGGGGAACCAAGAGGAUUGACUAUGCCCUGUACUGUCCUGAUGUCCUCACCGCCUUCCCCACUGUGGCCCUGCCCCAUCUCUUCCACGCCAGCUACUGGGAGUCUACUGAUGUGGUUGCCUUCAUCUUGAGACAGGUGAUGCGUUAUGAGAGUGCAAGCGUGAAGGAGAACACUGGCCUGGACCCCACGGCUCUGAGCCCCGCCAACCCCCGAGAGAAGUGGCUACGCAAGCGGACCCAGGUCAAGUUGCGGAAUGUUACUGCGAACCACCGUGCCAAUGACGUAAUUGCUGCUGAAGAUGGCCCCCAGGUCCUGGUGGGGCGCUUCAUGUAUGGCCCUCUUGACAUGGUGGCUCUGACUGGAGAGAAGGUGGACAUCCUGGUGAUGACAGAGCCAUCAUCAGGCCGCUGGGUCCACCUAGACACAGAGAUCACCAACAACAGUGGCAGAGUCACAUACAGUGUGCCCCGGCCCCGGCGCCUAGGGGUUGGUGUCUACCCUGUAAAGAUGGUGGUCAGGGGUGACCAGACCUGUGCAAUGAGCUACCUCACGGUGCUGCCCCGAGGCAUGGAGUGUGUUGUGUUCAGCAUUGAUGGGUCCUUUGCGGCCAGUGUGUCUAUCAUGGGAAGUGACCCCAAGGUCCGGCCAGGUGCAGUGGAUGUUGUGCGGCAUUGGCAGGACCUGGGCUACAUGAUUCUUUACAUCACGGGGCGGCCGGACAUGCAGAAGCAGCGAGUGGUGUCGUGGCUGUCCCAGCACAACUUCCCACAGGGCAUGAUCUUCUUCUCGGACGGACUGGUACACGACCCGCUGAGGCAGAAGGCCAUCUUCCUUCGCAACCUCAUGCAGGAGUGCUUCAUCAAAAUCACUGCUGCCUACGGCUCCACGAAGGACAUCUCUGUCUAUAGCGUGCUGGGUCUCCCCGCAUCCCAGAUCUUCAUUGUGGGCCGGCCCACCAAGAAGUACCAAACCCAGUGCCAGUUCCUGAGUGAAGGCUACGCUGCACACCUGGCGGCACUGGAGGCCAGCCACCGCUCUCGCCCUAAGAAGAACAACUCACGAAUGAUCCUGCGCAAGGGCAGCUUCGGGCUGCAUGCCCAGCCUGAGUUUCUGCGCAAGCGCAACCACCUGCGUAGGACCAUGUCGGUGCAGCAGCCGGACCCACCGGCCACCAACCCCAAGCCCGAGCGGGCGCAGAGCCAGCCCGAGUCCGACAAGGACCAUGAGCGGCCACUGCCUGCGCUUAGCUGGGCUCGUGGGCCCCCCAAGUUCGAGUCGGUGCCCUGAGAGGUGGGCGGUGCUCAGAACAGUGGGCACAGCUAGGCAUCCUGCAGGGACGGGAAGCAUUGUCUUCUCCCCGACACAGGCAUUUUCCUGCUUUUCCCCUCCCGUGUCUGUCCAGCAGUGUCCGACCAGAGCAGGGAGGAACCUUGCCCUGGCAUUGGAGAGCUCUCUGAGCUGCGAUGGGGUGAAUUCUGGGGUGUCUCAGUGAAGCCACCGCCUCCCCACGCCUGUGCCGGCAAGCUGGAGUCAGGGGUAGUGUGUGUGCGUGUGUGACCCUGGGGCCAAGGCUGCCUGUGCCUAGUGUUUGGGUAAAGACGACCAUCUUGUCCUGAGGUUUCUGUAGCCGCACUAGGCAGGUUCUAAAAAGAGAAGCCCCCAGGGCUGGGCAGACUGCCGGGCAAGCAGCUGGUUGCAGGUACAGCAACUUGACUAUCUAUAGAGUAGUGAAUGGCAUUUGUGCCUGCCCUCCUUGUGACAUCCAGGACAUCACUUUGGGUCUGGCUGUCUUGUGACACAGGAGAUCACUUUACGGGAGAGGAAAUUCCCUGGGUCCAAUCUAUGUAUGUGGAGUCUGUCCACAACCCUGGGGACUGGGCCUGGUGCUGACUGUCUGUCUUGCAGUUGUCCUUUGUGUCCCCUUUUGUUCUCCUGUGGCCCCUGGAGACAGUCCUCUUCCUCCUUGGGUCUUGCCUUGUGCAGCCGUGGACUCAACAGGCUGCAGCUGGGCUGGCUGUGUGCUCCCCUGC
Molecule: messenger RNA, 3766 nt
Organism: Acomys russatus (golden spiny mouse)
Lineage: Eukaryota; Metazoa; Chordata; Mammalia; Rodentia; Muridae
Gene: Pitpnm3
Product: PITPNM family member 3
Exons: 20
Coding region: 255-3023 (922 amino acids)
Biological process (GO): phospholipid transport
Cellular component (GO): cytoplasm
Molecular function (GO): phosphatidylinositol binding; phosphatidylcholine intramembrane carrier activity; phosphatidylcholine binding
Source: RefSeq, a predicted model, not a curated record